AUGUCGGCCUCUGUUCCCUGGGCGCGAUGCGUCCAGCGCAGCGGCCAGACCUUGGCCAGGUGCAGCUUGAAGCGCACCUCGGUUGUUGCAGCCACAUGCCGUGCACCCUCGCGGGCGAGGCCUUCCACACUGAGAUCACUGACGUACUUACCCAUGAGACGAGCCCAAAAUGCCCGCCUCUUCAGCACCAAUGCGAGAAGAUUGAUGCCCGACGAGGAAGAUGCCUUUGACCCCGCCUCCAUCGAGCGCGAGUCCGACGAGGUCGAUGUGUGCAUCGUGGGAGGCGGCCCCGCAGGUCUGAGUGCCGCCAUCCGGCUCAAGCAGCUCGCCAACGAGGCCGGCAACGAAGACUUCCGAGUCCUGGUAUUAGAAAAAGCCGGAGACAUCGGCGCACACAUUUUAUCCGGCGCUGUGAUCCAGCCCUCCUCCAUCAACGAGCUGAUCCCCGACUGGCUCGACGAGUCGAAUCCCGACCGGUUUGAGCAUGCGACACCCGCCGGGACCGAUCGCAUGCGCUUCCUGACAAAAACCUCCUCGAUCCCGGUUCCUGCACCCCCGCAGAUGAGCAAUCAUGGCAACUACAUUGUCAGUCUAAACCAAUUUGUAAAGUGGCUGGGCGAGCGUGCGGAAGAGGUCGGCGUUGAGGUGUACCCCGGCUUUGCCGCUGCCGAGGUGCUGUACAAUGCCGAUGGCUCGGUUAAGGGAGUCGCGACAAACGACCUUGGUAUGGGCCGGGACGGCCAACCCAAGGACACAUUCGAGCGGGGUAUGGAGUUCCAUGCCCGGGUCACAAUGUUCGGAGAGGGUUGCCAUGGCAGUCUCACCAAGCAAGUGAUCAACAAGUUCGAUCUGCGCAAGGACAGCCAGCACCAGACGUACGCGCUGGGGCUCAAGGAGGUAUGGGAGGUCGACCCCGCCAAGUUUGAAAAAGGUCUGAUUGUGCAUACAAUGGGAUACCCAUUGUCCAAGCAUGUGUAUGGCGGUUCUUUCAUGUACCACUUCGGCGACAAUCUCGUCAGCUUGGGGCUGGUGGUAUCACUGGAUUACGAGAACCCGUGGUUGUCCCCAUACCAGGAGUUCCAGAAGCUCAAGCAUCACCCCCUGUUCAAGAAUGUCCUCGAGGGUGGUAAGUGCAUCUCUUACGGUGCUCGUGCCCUCGUAGAAGGAGGUUUCCAGUCAAUUCCCAAGGUCGCCUUUCCUGGUGGAGCUCUCAUCGGUGAUUCCGCUGGUUUCAUCAAUGUGCCCAAGGUGAAGGGAACACACAACGCCAUGAAAUCGGGCAUGCUGGCCGCCGAGGCGGCUUGGAAUGCUUUAAGCACGAGCGACGAAGGCACCGUCUUCCUCUAUGAAUACGAGGAGUCUCUACGGAAAUCGCCCAUCUGGAAGGAACUCAAGGAGGUCAGGAAUAUGCGCCCCUCCUUCCACAACCCUCUUGGUUUGUACGGCGGUCUUGUUUACUCAGGACUGGAGGCCUACGUCCUCAAGGGCAGAACGCCCUGGACGCUCAAGCACAAGACCCCCGACUACGCCUCGACCAAGCCAGCAGAUAAAUUCCCCAAGAUCGAGUACGAGAAGCCCGACGGCAAGAUCAGCUUCGACAUCCUGACGAGCGUGUCCCGAACCGGCACGAACCACGAGGAGGACCAGCCCGUCCAUCUCCAGGUCAAGGACUGGGACGAGCACACCGACAAGACGUACCCGCCAUUCAAGGGCCUAGAGAACAGGUUCUGCCCGGCCGGUGUCUACGAAUACGUGGAGGACGAAUCCAAGCCCCAUGGCGUGCGGUUCCAGAUCAACUCCCAGAACUGUAUUCACUGUAAGACAUGCGAUAUCAAGGCGCCUCAUCAGGAUAUCAACUGGCAGGUUCCCCAGGGAGGCGAGGGACCCAAGUACUACAUGACUUGA
Molecule: messenger RNA, 1905 nt
Organism: Clonostachys rhizophaga
Lineage: Eukaryota; Fungi; Ascomycota; Sordariomycetes; Hypocreales; Bionectriaceae
Source: the annotation of a GenBank genome assembly